AUUAAGAUGACUUAAACAGUCCAGUGACAGAAAACAGGAGGGAGUCUGAGGUCCAUCCAUCCUAAUGUGAGUACACCCUCAAACCUCCAACCCUCCUCAUUUUGAGUUUUUUUUUUUUUGUGUGUCUUUACAGAUGGUUUGAAUAUUUGUGGAGUCAUUUUGUUUGUCAAUAUUAACCUUAAAACUGAUGCUGCGAACUUGGAGGCCACAGACUUUAUGGGCCCCUUGUCCUGGACCCAGGAAGACCCAAAUGCACCAGACAAAAUAAAACCCUGAAACCAUGUCCAAGAAAAGGCUGCACAAUUAGGAAUCAAAAAGUGGAGAAAGAAAGGUUAUGCUCAAAGAAGAAGCCAGGACUAUUUAUACACAGACAUUAACAUGAUAAAAACCCAAAAGAUUUCUAAUGGGGCACCUACAGAGGCCUUUCAGGAAUACACUGUGGUACCUGCUGCAGGUUCGUCCAGUUAAUCUUUCCACAUGUUAGCAAAGCUGGAAUCUGUUUUACUGAUAAAAGAAUAUAAGGAAGUUAUAAAAUUUCCUUAUUCUUUUAUCAAAAACACUGAUCUGUUUUACAAGUAUUACUUGUAAAACAGAUCAGUAAAACCUCUCACACCAGUAUGUCCUCCCUUCUCUGAAAAGACAAGCACAUCAGAGCCUCUGCUGUGUGUGGCUGAAGCUUUAGUAUCCUGUGAGACCAAAGGUCAAACCCUCACCUCUAACCUCUGACCUCAUACUUUCAGAAUAUCUAGGUUUGACACAUUAGCAUAGACUCCAGCCUGCUGGCUUUCUGACAGAGCUGUGAAGGAAAGAAAGGAUCUAGCACUGGCCAGUGUCUGCACUUUCCCACCAUCUUAAUGGUUUCUUUUCAUUCUAUUGGCCAGUUAAUGACACCUGCCCUGCCCCUCGGUGGACACCUGCCCAAAUGGAAAGAGGGAUGUGUUUCAGGGCUGUGUCAAAGAGGAGUUGUUGAUGGGGGAAACUUUAAACUGUGAACAUUGUUUCAGUGACGUACCUGGUGCAAUGCAUGUCUUCCUUCACAGAGAGACUGGCCUGUUGUUGGAGCUCUGUGUGUUCCUGCCUCAUGUGUGCCUGCCACUGUAGAAGCCACCUGAAGCCUCUCGGAAUAAUUCAUGGGUGACCACCAGAGGUCAGUACGCGCCUCUCUCAUCCGCUCCGCUGUACUGCCCGGUGUCUGCCGCGAGGGGAAGCAGCGUCCCCCCGCGGCAGACACCGGGGUCUGAUGGCAGGAUGGCGGAGGCAGGGGUACCGGAGUCCGCUGCGGCCCGGUGCCCGGACGAGUCAUCGGACAGUGAGCCGGAACAGGAGCCCGGAACUCCGCAGAAACUCAUCCGAAAAGUGUCGACGUCCGGCCAGAUCCGCAGCAAGACGGUGUUGAAGGAGGGAAACCUGCUGAAACAGACGAGUUCAUUCCAGCGCUGGAAGAGACGAUACUUCAAACUGAGAGGGAGGACGCUGUACUACGCUCAGACCGCUAAGUCGAUCAUCUUUGACGAAGUCGACCUGACUGACGCCAGCGUCGCAGAGUCCAGCACCAAGAACGUCAACAACAGCUUCACCGUGAUCACGCCCUGCAGGCGCCUCAUCCUGUGUGCAGACAACAGGAAGGAGAUGGAGGAGUGGAUGGCAGCGCUGCGCAGCGUCCAGAACAGGCAGAACUAUGAGUCCACCCAGUACAGCAUGGACCACUUCAGUGGAAUGCACAACUGGUACGCCUGCUCACACGCCAGACCCACAUACUGCAACGUGUGCAGGGAGGCGCUGUCUGGGGUCACAUCACACGGUCUCUCCUGUGAAGUGUGUAAAUUUAAGGCUCAUAAACGCUGCGCGGUCAGAGCCACCAACAACUGUAAGUGGACGACUCUGGCUUCUAUCGGGAAGGACAUCAUAGAGGACGAGGAUGGGGUCUCGAUGCCUCAUCAGUGGCUGGAGGGAAACCUGCCGGUGUCGGCGAAGUGUACUGUGUGCGAUAAAACGUGCGGCAGCGUGCUGCGGCUGCAGGACUGGAGGUGUCUGUGGUGCAAAGCCAUGGUACACUCCGGCUGUAAGGAGCAGCUGUCCUCCAAGUGUCCUCUGGGUCAGUGCAAAGUGUCCGUCAUCCCUCCCACAGCGCUCAACAGCAUCGACUCAGAUGGUUUCUGGAAGGCGUCGUGUCCUCCAUCCUGUACCAGCCCUCUGCUGGUAUUCGUCAACUCUAAAAGUGGAGACAAUCAGGGUGUGAAGUUCCUGCGACGCUUCAAGCAGCUGCUGAACCCGGCACAAGUGUUUGACCUGAUGAACGGAGGGCCUCACCUAGGUCUGCGGUUGUUCCAGAAGUUCGACACCUUCAGGAUCCUGGUGUGUGGAGGAGACGGCAGCGUCGGCUGGGUGCUGUCUGAGAUCGACGCGCUCACGCUGCACAAACAGUGCCAGCUCGGCGUUCUUCCUUUGGGAACUGGGAACGACCUGGCCCGGGUUCUGGGUUGGGGUUCCGCCUGUGACGAUGACACCCAGCUGCCACAAAUUCUGGAGAAACUGGAGAGAGCCAGCACCAAGAUGCUUGACAGGUGGAGCAUCAUGGUCUAUGAGACUAAGUUUCCACGGAAACACUCUGCAUCCACGGUCACUGAGGACUGCAGCGAUGACUCUGAGGUCCAGCACAUUCUCACCUAUGAAGACUCAGUGGCUGCUCACCUGUCAAAGAUCCUGACCUCAGACCAGCACUCUGUGGUCAUCUCCUCGGCUAAAGUUCUGUGUGAGACCGUGAAGGACUUUGUGGCCCGGGUUGGUAAAGCUUACGAGAAGAACACGGAAAGUUCAGAGGAGUCAGAGGCCAUGGCCAAGAAGUGUGGUGUGCUGAAGGAGAAGCUGGACUCCUUACUGAAGACUCUGAAUGAGGAGUCUCAGGCAUCCUCCGUGCUACACCCAGCUCCUCCCCCCACCAUUGCUGAGGAGCAAGAAGAGAUGGAGGGAGUUGUCCUGCCUCCUCUUCAUCUCCCUCCACCUCAUGUGCUGCCCAGCUCCGCCCCCUGCUCUCCACGACCCACCCCCUCCACCUCCUCCUCAGUGGCGGCAGCUGCCAUCUUUAAACCUCGAGAGCAGCUGAUGCUGAGAGCCAACAGCCUGAAGAAGGCCAUCCGGCAGAUAAUCGAGCACACGGAGAAAGCCGUGGACGAGCAGAACGCUCAGACUCAGCAGCAGCAGGUCUUCUCUCUGAGCCGAGCCGAGGAGGAGGGGCUGGUGGAGGAGGAUGAGGAGGAAGACGUGGAAGAGGACAAGAUGUCCCUGCAGUCGUCUUACAGCUCCAAGCAACGCGGCGCUCGCAGAGUCAGUAAGACGCCCUGCGAGAAGCUCAUCAGCAAAGGCAGCCUGUCACUGGGCAGCUCUGCAUCACUUCCUGUCCAGACAGGAAGUAGGGACAACAUGCCCAUGCUCAACACAAAGAUUCUGUAUCCUGGCUCUCUGUCCAGCAGCUCUGUCAUCAGCCGAUUGCUGGUCAAUGCCGACCCGUUCAGCUGCGACCCCGAUAACAUGGACUGCUACACUGAGAAAUGUGUCAUGAACAAUUACUUCGGCAUCGGACUGGACGCCAAAAUCUCUCUUGACUUCAACAACAAGCGGGAUGAACAUCCGGAGAAGUGCAGGAGUCGCACCAAGAACAUGAUGUGGUACGGAGUGUUAGGAACCAAGGAGCUGCUGCACAGAACCUACAAGAACCUGGAGCAGAGAGUCCUGCUGGAGUGUGAUGGUCGGCCAAUCCCUCUGCCCAGUCUGCAGGGAAUCGCUGUGCUGAACAUCCCGAGCUAUGCAGGAGGAACCAACUUCUGGGGAGGCACCAAAGAGGAUGACACCUUCACAGCUCCGUCCUUUGAUGAUAAGAUCCUGGAGGUGGUAGCCGUGUUCGGCAGCAUGCAGAUGGCCGUCUCCCGAGUCAUCAACCUGCAGCACCACCGCAUCGCACAGUGCCGGACAGUGAAGAUCACCAUCCUAGGGGACGAGGGUGUCCCGGUUCAGGUGGACGGGGAGGCCUGGAUCCAGCCUCCGGGAUACAUAAAGAUCAUCCAUAAGAACCGGACCCAGACUCUGACCCGAGACCGAGCAUUUGAGAGUACUCUGAAGUCCUGGGAGGACAAACAGAAAUGCGAGUUUCCCCGGGCACCACCGCAGCCCCCGCUGUCCUCCCAGCCUGAGAUUGUCUCCGAGGAAGAGGCGUUGCUUAUCAGCGAGUUCGGUCAGGCAGCUGGAGCGCUCAUACACAGUAUCCGUGAAGUCGCUCAGUCUCACCACAGCUUGGAACAGGAACUGGCUCACGCUGUCAAUGCCAGUUCCAAGGCUAUGGAUGUGGUCUACGCUGACUCCAAGAGCUUCAGGGCUCUGAGCUGCAGCGUGGUCAUUCAGAUGGUCAAUAACGUCAAAGCUUUACUGAGUGAGACCGAGCUCCUCCUGGCUGGAAGGAUGUCCAUGCAGCUAGAUCCUCCUCAGCAGGAACAGCUGAAUGCAGCUCUGAGUUCUGUGGCUCAGCAGCUCCGCCGCCUGGCUGAUGUUCCCUGGUUGUGUCCCAUAAUCGAUCCAUCAGACCACGAGGGUCCUCUGACUGAUUUCUCAAAGCGUACUCGGAGCGCGAAGUUCCGCCUCGUCCCGAAGUUCAAGAAGGACAAAAACAACAAGAACAAAGAGAUGUGUGCUACAUUCUCUCUGCCAGUUCACCAGUGGGGGACGGAGGAGGUGGGGGCAUGGCUGGACUUUCUCUGUCUCACUGAGUAUAAGGACAUCUUUAUUGGACACGAUGUCCGCGGAGCUGAGCUCAUCCACCUGGAGAGGAGGGACUUGAAGGACCUCGGAGUGACGAAGGUGGGCCAUAUGAAGAGGAUCCUGCAGGGCAUCAGAGAGCUGAACAGGAACAGCAGUGCCAGCGAGGCCUAACUGCUGCCAGCAACAGCUGCCUCCUCUCCUCCUAUCUGUGCUGCUAUUCACCACCUCAUCCACCUGACCUUUGACCCUGGAUCAACGCUGCAGCCUACAGAACCAGGUUUAGACUUCUGUGACCGUCUGCGCUGGUUCUCGGUAAACUGACUCAACCUCUCCACAGCAACACCCAGAACUGGCAGGAGAAACAACCAAUCAGAUGACCUGAUAGUGCCUUGUCACUCCGCCCCACCAGCCAAGGGAGGAGGGUGGGGUUUAUCAAUUAGAACAUUUGUCUACCUGUGAUUGGUGGAGCCAGAAAACGUCCAGACUGUCAGGUUGACGGCUCGGCGUCUCCUUCCUACAAGUGUCUCUGCGACGUUUCAGGAGUCAGAAAAACUCGAAAACCUGGCGCUGAGAUAUUUUACCUGAGUCCGCUGCCAGGUGGAGUUAGAACAUCCUCACUAGUCUGAGUGUCAGAGCAGAGUGCAGCUCCACCACCUGACCAAUCACGAGCCUCAGUUGGUGCCUGAAGUGUGUUUCCACUUUUAAACUUCUAAGAGAACCAGCUCCCAUCUACAGGACUGAGGUGCUCACCUGUGAGCCAGUCACCUGAGCAGCUGACUAGUCACAGGUGACUCUGGUCCCUGACAUGUUUGAAACCCUUUAAAUAACUUUUUCUUGCCAAACAGAAACUCUGUGACUUCAUCAAGCAAAGUUUGGGUCACCUGAAGGGUGGACGCCUGAGGGAGGGGCUGUUUUAUAGUAGAUCAGAUAUUUAUUUCUGUAUGAACUGACUUCUGGAGUCCAGGAAGUGUCCUUACAAAGUGGUGUAUCGAGGAGAUGCUGGGGGGAGGUCAGGUGACCCUGAGUUUACAGUUUACUGGCGUUUAAGGGACCAAAGACAGUUUGAAUUCACUGAGUUUGUUUCAAUUGUGUUUGUGUGGAAAGGCAGAGACACCUGUGGAUUCUUCUUCUGUGGUUUUAGAGAAGCCUUAACCUCAGCGAUGAAUAGCGUCUUCAUCAGCUUUUUAAACUCCAGCCUUUCUCCGGUUGCAGCUUCGUGUUUCAUAUUGUUCUGGUUUUCUUCUGUUGUUUAUUUAAAGAUGAACUUAUCAUGCCAGAACUUCCUCCUGCCCGUGAAUCUCACCCUGCGCCCUGUGGCAUCAGAACACCCGGUGAUGUCAGAGCGUCCUUUACCAGGAGGCGGUGUGCCAUGAACCAUACGUUUGGAGUUUGGUGUUUACCUGAGUCCAAAUGAGCCUUAAAUGCACCGUCAGGUCUGUUGUUUCACCUGAACGCUGCGAUCUGAUGUCAGCUGUUGUAAAUGUUUUGUAAGGAGUGCAGACGUGUUGGGUUAAUAAAGCAGCUCUGUGUCUGUG
This is a messenger RNA of Archocentrus centrarchus (flier cichlid), 6284 nucleotides long. RefSeq names its product diacylglycerol kinase delta (gene dgkd). NCBI's taxonomy places the organism in Eukaryota, Metazoa, Chordata, Actinopteri, Cichliformes, Cichlidae. Gene Ontology annotation, molecular function: protein homodimerization activity; ATP-dependent diacylglycerol kinase activity; protein heterodimerization activity. The record is from RefSeq and is a predicted model, not a curated record. The transcript is spliced from 32 exons. Gene Ontology annotation, cellular component: plasma membrane. Bases 1249 to 4920 code for a protein of 1223 amino acids. Gene Ontology annotation, biological process: phospholipase C-activating G protein-coupled receptor signaling pathway.